This is a messenger RNA of Anopheles coluzzii, 4702 nucleotides long. RefSeq names its product mitoferrin (gene mfrn). NCBI's taxonomy places the organism in Eukaryota, Metazoa, Arthropoda, Insecta, Diptera, Culicidae. Gene Ontology annotation, cellular component: mitochondrial membrane. The transcript has 3 exons. Gene Ontology annotation, molecular function: ferrous iron transmembrane transporter activity. Gene Ontology annotation, biological process: iron import into the mitochondrion. The record is from RefSeq and is a predicted model, not a curated record. Bases 1090 to 2337 code for a protein of 415 amino acids.
CUGUCAACAUCAAUAUGGCGGUUUAGCAAAACAAAUCGUGCGUGUGUGUGCAGGAAAAGUGAAAGAGUUUUAUGAAUUAAGGGAAAACUGCGUGUAAUAGCAUCUGUUCCGUCGCUGGAUGAAUCCAUUUCCGCUCCAAGGCGUCUGCUCAGCAAUUGGUGGCCGGCAGUGGUAAAGAUACCGAUCUUCCCAAACUUUCUCGCGUGCACCUACCAUCUCAAGUUCCACCACGUUGAAAAGAAGAAGAGGAAGAAGCGGCCAAUAUUACGUGAUAACACACACACCGUUUUGGUAGCGAGCGAGCGAGGAACGUUAAGGUCCAACUUGUACCGUGCGGGCGGCCACCGGAAUCGCUUCACACCGAACAGCCGCGGCACACGAAACAGGUCCCGAGAACACCCGGAAACCUGCAGAGUGUGGCUCCCCUUCCCACUGGAGCACUGAAGAAGAAACAUCACGAAGAUUCCUGCGGCAGCAAGGCGAACAAAAGGAAGGAAAGCGAGCCAGCGGCGAAUCGGCACCAGUAUUUUACAUCGCUACAUCCCUGCAAGUAUUGGGCCCACUGAACGGAGCGAGCCAAGUAGUAGUAGUAGUAGUACGUCGUAUGCUGCGUAGCAGAGCAAUUGAUCACUGACGUACCGAAUUGAACCACCGAACGUUCCUAAAGAUCACAAUCAGCCCGUUUGUUUUCAAAAUUAAAAGCCCGUAGAGAACGGUACCGUGUUCGGCGUUCUCUUCACGGUGGGAAGGUGGACAAAAACUGUCCUUUUGCUGUGCAUCUUGCUGCCUGCCUACCGGUUUGGAUGGUACAACCGUCGCUGUGCUGUUUGUGCGCGGAAAAGUCUAUCUAAGACGAUUAAGCCGCAGCAGGGAUCGGAGCUGGAGCUUGGCGAAGGAGAAUGUUGACCAUCUAACGAUAAGCGAGAUAAAUCAACACGCGUUCAUCGUGCGCUACAAUCACCUUCCCAAACGCCUGCGACAAACACGCAUUACCGGCGGAACCUACUUGCAAAGACCGGGGUCAGCAGACGGAGAGAGAGAGAGAGAUAGAGAGAGAUAGAGCCGACCCGCCCGCUUGCAGUAUAUGUGAUGAAUUCGGACGAAUAUGAGCAGCUGCCGACGUCGAGCGUGCCGGCCAUCAUGACGGCCGGUGCGAUAGCGGGCGUGAUGGAGCACUGCGUCAUGUACCCGCUCGACUCGGUGAAGACGCGCAUGCAGUCGCUCACACACAUGCAGGCGCACGACACAAUCACGUCCACGCUGCGCGACAUGAUCCGGCACGAGGGCGUGAUGCGCCCGUUCCGCGGCGUGAUGGCGGUGGUGGCCGGGGCCGGCCCUGCCCACGCCCUCUACUUCGGUGCGUACGAGUGCUCGAAGGAGCUGAUCGCGACCGUCUCCGAUCGGGACCAUCUGAACUACAUGCUGUCGGCGACGGCGGCCACACUCGUGCACGACGCCGUCUCGAACCCGGCGGACGUGGUGAAGCAGCGGCUACAGAUGUACAACUCGCCGUACAGGUCGAUCAUGCACUGCGCCACCCAGGUGUACCGGACGGAGGGUUGGCGGGCGUUCUAUCGCUCCUACUCGACGCAGCUCGUGAUGAACAUACCGUACUCGGCGAUCCAGUUCCCCACGUACGAGUUCUUCCAGAAGCUGCUCAACAAAGACAAUAAGUACAACCCGCCCGUCCACAUGGUGGCGGGUGGGGUGGCCGGUGCGGCCGCCUCCGCCCUGACCACGCCGCUCGACGUGUGCAAGACGCUGCUGAACACGCAGGAGGACGGGGCGGGCAAGACGCGCGGGCUUGGGGAGGCGGCGAAGAAGAUCUACCGUACCGCGGGCGUGAUGGGCUUCUUCAAGGGUAUGCAGGCGCGCGUCCUCUACCAGAUGCCGGCGACCGCCAUCUGCUGGUCGACGUACGAGUUCUUCAAGUACAUACUGUCGCGCGUCAAGAAACCGGUCGGCGGUGGAUCGACAGGAGCGGCGGCGGCGGCGGCGGUGGUGGUGGGUGGAGGCAAUGGUGACCUGCGGUACAUGAUACCGGCGAGCGCUGCCGUCAGUGCGGAGGCGGCCUCACCGGCUGCCGGCUGCAGCGCCGUCAACAGUGCCAGCCUGCUGAUCCGAAGUCCGGAGCGUGAAAGCAGCGGUGCUGGGGGUAGUGGCAGUGUGGCCGGAGCGGACAGCAGCAAGGGAGGGAGCACGGCGGCCGGGUUGAUCCCGCGCGGUGGCCCCGAACUGCCUGCCAUGUCCGGUGCCGGCAUCUACGGUGCGAUGAGCUACAACACGAUGCACUCGAAUGAUACAAACCACCUAACCGACGUCCGAAGGACGAACUAGAGCGCCUGGCAAAACGACGGGGAGGAAGGAGGGGGAAGGGGGGAGGAGGUGUUGUGUGGAGCGAGUGAAUGACUCCCUUUUUUUCCAUACCUGCCUCCCCCACCCCGGGUUUAGAUGGGGCAAACCGACGACGACCCGGCACUCGAAGUGCGCGGAACAUGUACGGUGUGUUGAUAAGUUAAUAAUAUUGUUGGUUUAGCGUUUACUAGGUGAAGCAAGCAGAAAAAGAGAGAGGGAGAGAGAGAGUGAAAGAAAAAACCGAACACACACAUACACACACACAGCAAGUCACGACGAUCACGGCGGAAAUUCUAGGAGAAAGGCAAAAACGGCAACGUAUAGAUAGCGAGUUAAUAUCAGCAUCUGACGGUGGCAAAGGCAAAAGAGUGAGCUGUUUGUCCGUGCGUUUGUGUGCAUGUGUGUGUGUGUGUGAGAGAGAGAGAGAGAGAGAGAGAGAGGAAAUUCGCGUGAGUCCACGUGUGCGCGUUACAGGAGAGAUCGGCUUCGAAGAAGAAUCAUCUGUUCCCGGGCGCACGCGCGCGCACACAGUCAGUUUGCGUGUAUGUAACCGUGGGCGCACCUUACAAAGUACAGCGUUUUGUUAAGUUUACCUUAUCACCGGCGAAAUAGCAGUGUGUGUGUGUGAGAGAGAGAGAGUGAGAGAUAGAGAGCGCAGGAACGAUGGUUCAGGCAACAUGGGAAGAUCACAAGGAAGGAUCAGAACGAUCAGGGGGACCCUGUUCCAAGGCCGGCGGAUGGAAUUGGAUGGAAAACAGUGAACGAUACUGUUGGUGACCGUGAUGUGAUGUUGUGGAAAUGGAGAGAGAGAGAGAGAGAAUUACUACACACGCACAGAUCGGUCGCACGUCAUUGGCCACGUGAUAGGAUGUAGGAUGUAAAACAGUCGGACAAAGGGACAGGACGACCUGCUUGUCGAUUACAUUGCGCUGUCCCACUACCAUAUAUAUAGAAAGAGAGAGAAAGAGAGAGCGAGUUAUACAGAGAGAGAGAAGGGGAUAUAGAGCACACGAAGCGCAUGUCUCGAAGACAUCGUUUUAGUGUGCCGUUUUGUGUGCUACAGUCGGUCGGAGGGGGAAGGGGGAAACAGUUGGCAAAUUCCCGCUCCUGUAUUAAUCUUCGCAUCUUCGUUCCGCAUUUUUUCGCUCCAUUAUUUUUCGGAUUGAUUUCGGAAAAGGGAGGAAGCGGCGGGACGCUUUGCUGCUGGCCAAUACCAUCACAUCUCAUUGCCACCGCUUUGGUGAAAGUGAUCAUGGGAACGAUCGUGUACUGUUGGCAAACGGGGAGGGUAGAAGUGGCAUACAGCUUCACCACGAACGAGCGGAACUUCCACCCCUCCCCCCACCCCAAAUGCAGCUGAUGAUGAUGUCCCAUUGCAACAAAAAGGAGAUGUUGUUGGGGUUUGUGCGAGCCUUGUCCUCCGCGAGACGUCCGCGCAUGUGUUUAGUGGGCGUGUACGGCAGUUUCUUAUACUCAUUAUCAGUUUGUAACCAUUUUACUACGAUGCCAUUUGUAAAUGUACAGAAUGUGAAAAUGUUUAUGUUUUUCUUCUCUUUAUUAGCUUUCAUUUUCGGUUGUUGUUUUUUUUUGCUCAAGAUCGCGCGCGAGAACUGCGGAAAGAACGGAAGGAAGGCGUUUCGUGGGGGGCUGAAAUCAAUGAAAUCAAAUUAAUUGUAUUGCUUAACACACAAUACACUGUUCUUCAAAAGGGUCGUAGAUCGCACAAACGCUUGCGCGAUCGAGACCCCGCUGAUGAGCACACAUUUACACAUUCGACAAGUCAAUUACAUACAGCGGAACGUUACAGAACGAGCACAAGCUAGAUGCGAUCGUUUUUGGAGGGGGAACGUUGGGCUCGCCACCAACAACAUUUAGUUGACGAUGCUCCACACCUCAAUACGUGUUUCCUUUCUAAAAUGAACCACUUUAUUCUACGUUGUACGUUCCUUCUUUUUGAUUGGAUGUUGCUUUUCCUUAUGCUUAUGACAUAAAGCGCAACGCAUCGGGAAAGAGUUGGUAGCGCUGAAAGGCGAACGAUUUAGGCUGGGAAAUGGUAACACGAAAGGGCAUCACAAUGUGUACGUUUCUCCCGUAGCUGAUGGAUGGACAGACGACUCCCCUUUCCCCAAAGGUACAAAAAAAAAAGAAGAAAGGGCUGGAUAGAAUAAGAUGCUGUAAGCGCACUGUAAGUGAAACUUGGGCAGCCAGCGACAAACAACAGUCACAAAACGUAUGUACCGUAUAAAAAACACACACACACACAAACACAUACCCGUCUCGCCCAACAGGAGAUUCGAAAAACGGAAGAAGAAAAAGGAAUAAAACAGUACUAUUUCAACAACCUGUA